This is a messenger RNA of Coccidioides posadasii C735 delta SOWgp, 2035 nucleotides long. RefSeq lists its product as uncharacterized. The record is from RefSeq and is a predicted model, not a curated record. Gene Ontology annotation, molecular function: adenylate cyclase binding; actin binding. Lineage: Eukaryota; Fungi; Ascomycota; Eurotiomycetes; Onygenales; Onygenaceae. Gene Ontology annotation, cellular component: cytoplasm. Gene Ontology annotation, biological process: cytoskeleton organization; actin filament organization.
UUCGUUUGCAAGAGCAGACCACACCAUACGAAUCCUCCCAAAGCCAAGGGAACUGAAGAUAUUGCAGAGGGCCUGGACAUAACCCCUCUCAGCUGUCAUUGCUAGCUCUCUAUCGUCGUCCAAACCAAUUAUCUAGUCAACUUCACUGUCUCUAAUACGCCGUGAGACUGCGCGAGUCAAAGGAUACCUCGCAUCCCUCGCAACCAUGAGUUCCAACAGUCAUAUGCAUAAUUUUACUACUCUCAUUAAGCGGCUCGAAGCCGCAACCUCUCGCCUAGAGGAUAUGGCCAGCUCGGUCGAGGGUCCAAGCUCCACCACUCAUCCUAUCCCAGAAGCUAUUCAAACCGCUCCGUCGCAACAAGCACUGCAGAAGGCUCCUCCACCGCCCCCUUCUGCUGAGGUACUCCCAAGAUCGAUUGAAGCAUUCGACGAGCUCAUCAACAAGGAAGUGAAGCCUUUUGUGGACAUCGCUCAGAAGAUUGGAGAUGCGGUUGCGGAACAGUCGAAAGCAGUACUUCAAGCCUUCGAGGCGGAAAGGAAGUAUCUGCUCGUAUCAACAAAAGCUAAAAAGCCCGACCGCCAGCCUCCGGAGCUCCUGACCGAGCUGCAGAGAGCAUCGGAUGAGAUUAAUAAUAUCCGAGACAGCAACAGACCUUCUCCUUUGUUCAACCACCUCAGUGCAGUGUCGGAGGGAGUAAUGUCGAUGGGAUGGUUUUUUGAGAGCCGACCUGCAGAAUUUGUUACCGAGAUAUUGGGUGGCGCUCAAUUUUACGGAAAUAGAGUGCUCACUGAGUAUAAAGAGAAAGAUAAAACCCACAUCUCCUAUAUCCAAGCUUACUACAACAUUUUCAAAUCCCUCAUUGCUUAUAUUAGAGAAUAUUUCCCGAGAGGCGUGACGUGGAAUAACAAAGAUGGUGUUGAUGUUAUUGAUGCCCUAAAACAGGUCUCGUCCGCCGCACCGCCUGCGGGUGGCGCCGCUGCUCCUCCCCCUCCACCAUUGCCUAACCUUGAGCUUUUGGGUGUCCCACCACCUCCGCCUCCUGGUGCUGCUCCAACUCUCAAAACAUCCUCCAACAAUGAUAUGUCUGCAGUUUUUGAACAAUUGAACCAGGGUUCCGCAAUUACUUCAAGUCUACGCAAAGUUGACAAAUCUGAGAUGACGCAUAAGAACCCGAGUCUACGAGCCACCUCUCUAGUUCCUGACCGCGGCUCGCAAUCGCCAACGGCUCGUGGCAAGUCUCCUGCACCAAGCAAGAAACCUAAGCCUGAGAGUAUGCGAGCCAAGAAGCCACCACGAAAGCAUCUCGAUGGCAACAAAUGGUUUAUCGAACAUUACGACAGCCCUGAGGGUGUCAUAGAGAUUUCUGCUCAACUGACUCAAUCCAUUCUUAUCUCUCGUUGCAACAAGACUGUCAUCAAAGUCAGCAACAAGGCCAACGCGAUCUCGAUCGAUAACUGCAACGGGGUUUCCAUCAUUGUCGACUCUCUUGUGAGCAGCUUGGAUGUUAUCAAGUCCCCGAAGUUUGCCCUCCAGAUUGAUGGAGUUGCACCCACCGUAAUGCUGGAUCAGGUAGAUGGUGGAACUAUCUACCUUAGUCAAUCUAGCUUAGGGACGGAAAUAUUAACCAGCAAAUGCACGAGCGUUAAUAUUGUCCUACCACCUAAGGAGGGUAUUGAAGAUGCAGAUGCUAAGGAAUGUCCGGUUCCAGAGCAAAUCCGAAGCUAUGUCAAGGAUGGUGUAUUGGUCAGUGAAAUUGUUGAACAUGCGGGAUAAUGGGUUUCAGUCGACGGCCUAUCAUUCGGCAGGAUGCAUGCCCAUUCCCCCCCACUCCCUCGGGGGACGGGACGGGCGAAAGUCUCUUAUACACAACUGGACAAUUUUGGUAUGGUUCCUGGUGAAAAUGGCUAGGUUUGGCCUGUACUUCCAUCUCAUGCACAUUUUCUGCUGGUUUACAUUGGUGUAUAGAACAAGAAGGGUGCGAACAGCAAAAAAUCUUAGACAGGAUUACAUCUUGUUUCUAGUGUUAACUACUAC